AUGGAUUCACCCUCGGGGUUUGAAUUUAAAUUCAACCAAAAGGUCUGCAAGCUUCAGAAGUCUCUUUAUGGCUUGAAACAGUCACCUCGAGCAAAGUUUGAAAGCUUCACUCAAUUUGUUAAGAAGCAUGGAUAUUCUCAAUGCCAAAUUGAUCACACCAUGUUUGUGAAACAUUCUUCUCAAGGCAAAAUGGCAAUAUUGAUCGUUUAUGUAGAUGAUAUUGUUAUCAUCGAGGGUGAUUCUAAUGAAAUAAAAAAUUUGAAGCUUGCUGCUGAAUUUGAAAUUAAAGAUCUUGAGCCUUUAAAAUAUUUUUUGGGAAUGGAAGUUGCAAGAUCAAAGAAAUGGAUUGUUGUAUCACAACAAAAAUAUAUUUUAGAUCUUUUAAAAGAAAUCGGGAUGAUGGGUUGUAGGCCAGCUGAUACUCCAAUAGAUCCUAAUCAGAAAAUUGGUAGUAAUGGCAGUAGUGAUCCAGUGGAUACAUCUCGAUAUAGCUUUUAUUGCUAUCUUAGUGAGUCAACUUAUGCACUCACCUCACGAAGAACAUUUAAAGGUUGUUUAACGUAUUAUAAGGUAUCUCAAAAGUUCCCCCGGAAUGGGACUGUUUUCCAUAAAAUUGAUCAACAAGGAAUUAAGGUAUUUACUGACGUAGAUUGGGCAGGGCCCAUCACGGAUAAAAAGUCAACAUCUGGUUACUGCACAUUUGUUUGGGGAAACUUAGUUACUUGGAGGAGCAAGAAACAAAAUGUAGUAGCUAGAAGCAGUGUUGAGGCAAAAUAUAGGGCAAUGGCCCAAGGUGUUUGUGAAGAGCUCUUCAAAGAAUCUUAG
This is a messenger RNA of Cicer arietinum (chickpea), 825 nucleotides long. The record is from RefSeq and is a predicted model, not a curated record. Lineage: Eukaryota; Viridiplantae; Streptophyta; Magnoliopsida; Fabales; Fabaceae.